Cuscuta campestris is the source of this 969-nucleotide messenger RNA. Lineage: Eukaryota; Viridiplantae; Streptophyta; Magnoliopsida; Solanales; Convolvulaceae. The record is from the annotation of a GenBank genome assembly.
CCGCCCAACAUCCCUAUUCCCGUUCGUCCAGAAUUCGGAACACUCUGUAUAAAGGAAUAGAGGACGACCAACCUUAGACCAAAUCACCGUUCGUUCGCCACCAGCGACCUCUCCCGACCGCCGUGCCACCACCGCCAGGGGUCAAUCAGCCUGAGGAUCUCCAGGAAGAGAAAAAGUCCUAGUGGCUUUCCACGUACCCGCCCAGACCGCUCCAACCGCCCGCACGCCACCACAACAAAACGUCACCUGUCACCGGCAUAGGAAGCUGCGCUCGACGGCUGCAAUCCGAUUCGGAUCUUGCGCCAUAUUUUUAUCCAAAGAGAUCAGAAAACAAGACGAAGGCCGACCAGUUAGCAGCAUUAUAAUCGGAUCGGAAUAAGCAUAAAAAGUUAUGAUCAGAUGAGCAUCACAAGUUCGAUCUAGACUGGAAUCAUGAGAACCAACAACAACAAUAUUAACAACUUCAGGUGGUGGUCGUGUGAUCAUCGGUACCUUCUCAUCGUAGCUGCCCUGACCUUUAUCUACAUUCAGAUGCGGCUUUUUGCUACACAAUCUCAACAUGCUGACCGGCUUGCAGCUGCAAUAGAUGCAGAAAACCAUUGCACAGGUCAGAUGCGAUCACUCAUUGACCAGAUUAGUCUGCAGCAAGGACGAAUUACGGCGCUUGAAAGUCAGUACUUCUUUCUCUCUUUUGUUGGCUGAGUGUUGCAAGCUUUACUUCUUUUUACCUUUUCAUUUUGAUUCCAUUUCCAUUGAUUCUUUAAGCUCACCAUUUCCAUUGGUUCUCUGCACUCAAAUCAUGCCUUGUGUACGUACUACUCCCUCCGUCCGGAAAUGUUCUUCCCAUUUGACUUUUUACGGUCUCCAAGAUUACACUUUGACCACUAAUAUCUUUAUUUAUACAUGGAUAUAUUUUAUAAAAAUUUGAUAUUUGAAAACUAUAUUUCAAAAUGAAUAUAUUGUUAGGAA